Atta colombica is the source of this 1581-nucleotide messenger RNA. RefSeq lists its product as uncharacterized. Gene Ontology annotation, molecular function: oxidoreductase activity. The record is from RefSeq and is a predicted model, not a curated record. Lineage: Eukaryota; Metazoa; Arthropoda; Insecta; Hymenoptera; Formicidae.
AUGAAAAUUUUUUUGGCCAAAGAAAAAGAUGUUAUCAUUCUUGAUAAAAUAAGAAAAAAUAAGAAAAAAUAAUCUGUUCAAACACUUGUUAUAAUGGUAUCUCUUUACAUUCAUUUUUAGAAAGCAUCAAUGGAAAUAUAUGCUAUGUGCAAGGAGAUAAAAUUAAAGCAUGAAACUUUUGUGGAUAGACUCGAAAAGACAGUACUAAUGUUAGAGAAUCAUAUGCCUCUUUUCAAAUCUAUUUGUAAUCACGCAGAUGUACCUGAAGCUAUUGUAACAUAUAUAAAUUAUUACAGGAUAAACAUGCAUAAAUCUAAUGGUAUUAUAGUAGAAAAGACUAAACAAGAAAUUAUUUGGACGUUAAUUCUGACACUUCUUAAUUUUUGCGCAAGAGAUGAUGUACAAUAUUUUUUGGAAACUUGUAUCAUCACAAAUUCAUUGGCAGAUAAUGAUCUAUAUAAGAAGUAUAAAAAGCUACUUUCAUAUCAGACCAUUGAAAUAAUACUCCUAGACGAUUCGGAUUUAUAUGCAGUUAUUAAAUAUUUAAUAAUAUCAGAAAACUCUCGAAACUUAAGUAAAAUAUGGGUAUCAGAAUCAAUAAAAUGCAAUUUUUUGUCACUUAUGAAUAAAACUUUUAGCUAUUUCACUGAUGUUAUUCGUAUAUUUAAAUCUAAGCAAGAAUUACUUACACCUCCUAUAUCUUAUAAAAUAAACGUAACAUCCAUAUGGUCUGAAGAUAUUGCGGCUGCAAAAAAUUUAGCAACAUCCUUAGAUAGAAAUAUUGUUCUCAUAAAUACGCUGGAUUUCAAUGAGACGAUGAUAGUUAUGCCUUAUAUAGAAAUGUUCAAGAUUCUACUGUGUAAUCUCAAUUUUAAUGAAGAACAUUAUAUUAAUGAAGAACAUUAUAUAAUAAACAUGAUAAAGCCAAUAUGUUCGAAAAAAAAGCCUGUACCCGUAAAUCCGAUUUAUAAUUACAUGUUUUAUGAUGGUACAUGGCAAAAGCCUGUACAAAAUACUUAUUGGUUACAUAAUAACACUAAUAUACUAAGAGCGAAUGCAACAAAAGAUGAUAUGAGUAAAUGUUUUGUAUCAGCUAAAAAAGGAUUCGAAAUCUGGAAUGAGCUGUCCACUGAAUCUAGAAUGCAAAUAUUAUCCAAGUUUGCAUUUUUAUUGGAAUACAUUAGUAAAUCCGAAUUGUCGGAAAUAGUAUUCAAAUGGAUAAAAUUUCCACACUGGUAUAAGAAUUCAUUGCAGCCUCAAAGUGGACGAUCCUUGGUGGUAAGAAUCCGUAAACCGAAAGGUGUCAUCACACUUAUGGAGAAGAAAGAAAAAAAUUUGUUUCGCAAAUUGACACAGAGUUUAAUAAUCGGCAAUUCCGUCGUUGUGAUAUGUACCGCAAACUCGUGCAAUAUAAUACAGUAUUGCAAUCUGUUUUUGUCAUCUGGGAUACCUCCAGGCGUUAUAAAUAUGUUGACGUGCGAAGGCAUAAAAUCCUUAAAUGAAUUAUGCUAUGACGCGAUCAAUUUGAAUGAAAUUUAUUAUCAAUUUACCGUAAGUAAGCAAAUUGCAACCAUGAUUUAG